GUUUGCAUUUGAUGGUAUGGGCUGUUAUCAUGCAAAUACACUCAGUAUGUGCUGGUGCAAGGUUGUACCUGCUAGCUGACGUGCUUUCAAGCACUCCCAUAGAACAGCCCACAGGCAAACAUGUUUCUGAGCAUUGGAACAUGCUUAUUCAUGAAUACUGCCUCUUCUGUCUGCAUAUAAGGCACCCAAGAAUUCUGGCUUUGUGGGGGUGUCCAGGUAUGUGGGUGGGGAUCUGAUCUUUCUGAUGCGUCUUCAAAGUGUCUUGUUAACAAAGGGACAGAAUAGUCCCAAGGUUCCUUCUUCUUUGCAGUCCAGAGCUUGGCGUGAGAUGAAGUGGGGAUGGGAUGAGGGGCCUAAGCUCGCUGCUCCCAAAGACUCUUGCCCCUAUACCCUUAGAGCUCAGGUAGCUCCUGCUGCCCCCCUUUUCUGUUCUUUCUUAUCCUCUUCCCUUCCUGUGUGUAAAUAUUAAAGAGCUGAGCCUGCAAGGCUGAUGUAGACAUGGGGAGAGAAUGAAAUUAAAAAGGAUUCCCUUGCCCCCAUCCUGGCACCCCCACCCCACAGUUCUCUGCUCCUGCCUCCUCCCCUCUCCCCACCCCUCCCCUUCUUCACUCAAUGCUUCCACAUGUCUCUCCUCCCCCCAGUCCAGAUGGGAGCUGGCUCCUUCAGAAAGGGGGCUCAGAACAGGGUGCAGGGGAGCUACCUCUCUCUUCUUGCCCCCACCACAUCUGUCUGCAGGGCUGGGAGCCCCCACGAGCCAAUCCUGAGCCUUCUGAAGUUAGGAUUCUGCCUGGCAGUGGGGAUCCUGACGACGAGGAUGGGACGUUCCGGAUGGACAUUCCUGGGGCCUGGCCCCCAACACUAUGAAGAGCCUUUGCUGAGGCCAUGAGGGGUUACCAUGGCGACCGAGGCAGCCAUCCCCGCCCAGCCCGCUUUGCUGACCAGCAGCAUACGGAUGUGGGCCCAGCUGCCAGGGCCCCAUACCUGCUGGGCUCCAGGGAGGCCUUCUCCACUGAGCCCCGCUUCUGUGCCCCAAGAGCUGGCCUGGGACACCUUUCCCCCGAAGGGCCAGUAAGCCUCAGCGAGGGGCCGUUGGUAGGCCCCGAGGGAGGGCCAGGGGGGGCCGGGGCUGGGGGGGGUAGUAGCACCUUCCCCAGGAUGUACCCUGGCCAGGGCCCCUUUGACACCUGUGAAGACUGUGUGGGCCACCCCCCGGGCAAGGGUGCCCCCCGCUUACCCCCAACACUUCUGGAUCAGUUUGAAAAGCAGUUGCCCGUUCAACAAGAUGGCUUCCACACGCUGCCCUACCAGCGAGGGCCAGCUGCAUCUGGGCCUGGGCCAGGGCAGGGCUCUGGCACUGCUCCCGAGGCCCGAAGUGAGAGCCCCAGCCGCAUCCGGCACCUGGUUCACUCCGUGCAGAAGCUCUUUGCCAAGUCCCACUCUCUGGAGGCACCGGGGAAACGGGACUAUAACGGGCCUAAGGCAGAAGGGAGAGGUGGCUCCGGGGGAGACAGCUACCCCGGCCCGGGCUCUGGAGGCCCCCACACCUCCCACCACCACCAUCACCACCACCACCACCACCACCACCAGUCCCGGCACGGCAAGAGAAGCAAGAGCAAGGACCGCAAGGGGGACGGGCGGCACCAGGCCAAGGCCGCGGGCUGGUGGAGCUCUGACGACAACUUGGACAGUGACAGUGGCUUCCUGGCAGGUGGGAGGCCUCCCGGAGAGCCCGGGGGUCCCUUCUGCCUGGAGGCUCCGGACGGGUCCUACCGGGACUUGAGCUUCAAGGGGCGCUCAGGCGGGUCCGAAGGCCGCUGCCUUGCCUGCACUGGGAUGUCCAUGUCGCUGGAUGGACAAUCAGUCAAGCGAAGUGCCUGGCAUACCAUGAUGGUCAGCCAGGGUCGGGAUGGAUACCCGGGGGCCGGGCCAGGCAAGGGACUCCUGGGUCCAGAGGCCAAGGCCAAAGCCAGGACUUACCACUAUCUGCAGGUGCCGCAAGAUGACUGGGGGGGUUACCCCACGGGUGGCAAGGACGGGGAGAUUCCCUGCCGCAGAAUGCGCAGCGGCAGCUACAUCAAAGCCAUGGGGGAUGAGGAGAGCGGAGACUCGGAUGGCAGCCCCAAGACCUCUCCCAAAGCCCUUGCCCGGCGGUUCGCCUCUCGUCGCUCCUCCAGCGUGGACCAGGCCCGGAUAAACUGCUGUGUUCCACCCCGGAUCCACCCCCGGAGUUCCAUCCCUGGUUAUAGCCGAUCCCUCACCACUGGACAGCUCAGCGACGAAUUGAACCAGCAGCUGGAGGCCGUGUGCGGCUCCGUGUUCGGAGAGCUUGAGUCCCAGGCCGUGGAUGCCCUGGACCUGCCGGGCUGCUUUCGCAUGCGGAGCCACAGCUACCUCCGGGCCAUCCAGGCCGGCUGUUCCCAAGACGACGACUGCCUGCCCCUCCUUGCCGCCCCUGCCUCUGUCUCAGGGAGGCCCGGCUCCUCCUUCAACUUCAGAAAGGCCCCGCCCCCCAUCCCGCUGGGAAGCCAGGCCCCGCCCCGCAUCUCCAUCACCGCCCAGAGCAGCACCGACUCGGCCCAUGAGAGCUUCACCGCGGCCGAGGGCCCCGCCCGGCGCUGCAGCUCCGCCGAUGGGCUGGACGGUCCUGCCAUGGGCGUGCGCACCCUCGAGUUGGCACCGGUUCCACCCCGGGCCAGCCCCAAGCCCCCCACGCUCAUCAUCAAGACCAUCCCUGGAAGGGAGGAGCUGAGGAGCCUGGCUCGGCAGCGGAAGUGGCGGCCGUCCAUUGGGGUGCAGGUGGAGACUAUCUCAGACUCGGACACAGAAAACAGGAGCCGAAGAGAGUUCCACUCCAUAGGCGUGCAGGUGGAAGAGGACAAGCGGCGAGCGAGGUUCAAGCGCUCCAACAGCGUGACAGCCGGCGUGCAGGCGGACCUGGAGCUGGAGGGUCUGGCUGGCCUGGCCGCCGUGGCCACCGAAGACAAGGCCCUGCAGUUUGGACGCUCCUUCCAGAGGCACGCCUCGGAGCCGCAGCCUGGGCCCCGGGCGCCGACCUACUCAGUCUUCCGCACGGUCCACACGCAGGGCCAGUGGGCCUACCGCGAGGGCUUCCCACUGUCCUAUGAGCCCCCUGCUGCCGAUGGGUCCCAGGGCCCGACCCCUGCCCCUGCCCCUGGCCCUGGGGCCGGCCGCCGCGACUCCUGGAUGGAGCGCGGAUCCCGCAGCCUCCCUGACUCAGGCCGUGCGUCCCCUUGCCCCCGGGAUGGCGAGUGGUUCAUCAAGAUGCUGCGGGCUGAGGUGGAGAAGCUGGAGCAGUGGUGCCAGCAGAUGGAGCGCGAGGCGGAGGACUAUGAGCUGCCAGAAGAGAUCCUGGAGAAGAUCCGCAGCGCCGUGGGCAGCACACAGCUACUCUUGUCCCAGAAGGUUCAGCAGUUCUUCCGGCUGUGUCAGCAGAGCAUGGACCCCACCGCGUUCCCCGUGCCCACCUUCCAGGACCUGGCGGGUUUCUGGGACCUCCUGCAGCUCUCCAUAGAAGAUGUGACCCUCAAGUUCCUGGAGCUACAGCAACUCAAGGCCAACAGCUGGAAACUCCUAGAACCUAAGGAGGAGAAGAAGGUCCCUCCGCCCAUACCAAAGAAGCCCUCGCGGGGCCGGGGCGUGCCGGUGAAGGAGCGCUCCCUGGACUCCGUGGACCGGCAGCGGCAGGAAGCGCGCAAGCGGCUCCUGGCGGCCAAGCGCGCCGCCUCCUUCCGCCACAGCUCGGCCACUGAGAGCGCGGACAGCAUCGAGAUCUACAUCCCUGAGGCCCAGACCAGGCUGUGACCGGCCCAGCCCGCCCGGCCCGGCCCGGCCCGCGGUUUUCUACCCGUACUGUACACCCAGCGUCGAGGUCACUGUGAACCGGGCCGCCCCGCGCGCCCGCCGCGCCGGCUCCACACGCCCCGGCCCUGCAGCCCGAGCGCUCUCGUGGGUUUUUUUUUUUUUUAAACCUUCCCGAGCCCACGCGAAGGCGCCCGGGCUGGGCUGGGGGCCGCGCCUCUCCGCCCUGCGCUCCCCACAUGGACCCACUUUCUCCUGGUCCUCCGCUUCCUCCCCACCUCCUCCCCUUGGGCACCAUCUCUGCCAUUAUUCCCCCUUCCUUCCACCCCCAUUCCCCCCCACACGGGCCAGGCCGGGCCGGGUCCCCCAUCUGGGCUCUGCGAUUCCCCACCUCUCCCUUCUCCCACCCCGCGGGGCUGGGCUUCGUGGGGACCAAGCUUCGUGGCUUUUUAUGAAGACUCCCGACCACCCUCCCCUCCCCGCCCCGCACCUAGGAGCCCGCCCCACCCUCCCAGGGCUCCCCUCUCAGCCCUCACUCAGCCCACCGGGCCCAGGGACCACAGUGGCUGGACCAACCCCAGGACCAGGGCACCUGGGCAGCUCCUCUUUCCCAGCGGCUGGGGAUGGGAGAAUGGGGGCUUCCCUUCACCACACCUGUGGCUGUUCCCACAUUCCCCUUGAGUAUCCCAGGAAAAAUAAAACGGCAGAACUGCA
Molecule: messenger RNA, 4533 nt
Organism: Ochotona princeps (American pika)
Lineage: Eukaryota; Metazoa; Chordata; Mammalia; Lagomorpha; Ochotonidae
Gene: DLGAP3
Product: DLG associated protein 3
Exons: 12
Coding region: 883-3822 (979 amino acids)
Biological process (GO): signaling
Cellular component (GO): glutamatergic synapse; postsynaptic specialization
Molecular function (GO): molecular adaptor activity
Source: RefSeq, a predicted model, not a curated record